Daucus carota subsp. sativus is the source of this 1185-nucleotide messenger RNA. RefSeq lists its product as uncharacterized. Gene Ontology annotation, molecular function: zinc ion binding; nucleic acid binding. The record is from RefSeq and is a predicted model, not a curated record. The coding region runs from base 1 to 1185 and encodes 394 amino acids. Lineage: Eukaryota; Viridiplantae; Streptophyta; Magnoliopsida; Apiales; Apiaceae. The transcript is spliced from 2 exons.
AUGUCAACCACACCAACAAACCCAGAUGAGGGUAAUCAGAAUCAAGGUCGGGAUCAAGAAGACCCUACCAUGACUCAAAUUCUCCGUCUUCUUCAGCUGCAAACCGCUGCUUUGAACCAGCAGCCCCAAGCUCCUCGAGUCGGAAGCUUUAAAGCUUUCCAAUCCCUCCACCCACCUGAAUUUAGGGGAACUACAGAUCCAAUUAAAGCGAAGUCCUGGAUAAAGGAAAUGGAAAAAGCUUUUGCUUUAACGGAGGUUGGUGAAAAUAAGAAAACAGAAUAUGCAAGUUUCUACCUGAAAGACGAGGCAAAUUUUUGGUGGGAGUCCACCAAGACCUUAGAAGGAAAUGGUAUUAUUACGUGGGAAAGGUUUACGGAGUUAUUUUUGGAAAAGUAUCUACCUCAAUACUUACAAGAUCAGUUGGAAGUUAAGUUUUUAGAAUUGAAACAGGAAGGUAUGACUGUGGCAGAAUAUGAGGCAAAGUUCUCAGAAUUGGCAAGGUUUGUGCCAGAAUAUGUGAAUACGGAACACAAAAAGGCAAAACGGUUUCAACAAGGACUUAAGUCAUGGAUACGUAGUCGAGUGGCAGUUUUUGAGCUUCAAACAUAUGCUGCAGUGGUUCAGAAGGCUAUGAUUGUGGAAGGUGAAAGUGAGAUGUCAAAAAGAGAGAACGAUAGUAAGAAAAGAAAAUUUGAAAAGUCUGAAGAAAGUCAAGGGCAAUCAAGUGGAAAGUCUAAAGGUAAAUUCAGGAAAGGUUCUGACAACCCAACCAAUAAAGGAUUUCAAGGAUCCAAGCCCGGAAAUGUUGGACAGAGUAACCGUUUCUCCGGUCAGAAUCAGCAACAGAAAGGUAAUAGACCACCGGCCCCAGAAUGUAAGACUUGUGGGAGGAAGCAUUCUGGAAUCUGUAACAAGCCUAACAUCACAUGCUUCAAAUGUAACAAGAAGGGUCAUUAUUCUUCAGAAUGUACUAGUUCUUCAGGCAAGAAGGGCGUGACAUGUUUUAAGUGUGGCAAGUUGGGCCAUAUGGCAAGAGAUUGCAAGGAGCCUGUUCAACAAGCAAAUGUUCUGAGGAUAGCUGGAUCACCAACACCGACACCUCCAGUACAACCAAGAGCCAGAACUUUUAAUAUGACGAUGAAAGAUGCUGUUCAGGACUCAGAUGUGGUUGCAGUUGUGACAUAG